AGUGACAUUGCAGUGUGAUCCCGACAUGUCGGCUAUGGUAAUGAAUGCUGCUACAGAAAUGCCGAAGAAUACAUGUGAAACGCCAGAGCAAGAUGCGUGUUUAAAAGAUAUAAAUGUAACGGGAUCACAAGGCAGUGUAGAAGAAAACCGUGAAGAACGGCCACAAAGUAAACCUGAAUGUAAUGUUAAUGAUGCAAGUCCUGAAGCAGUAUCUGUGGAUCAGUCAAACACCUCUACGCCUGACUUGAAAUUCUGGACUACGCAGAGAGAUGGCUGUGUGGCGCUGCGGACCGAAGAGUCUGGUGUAGCCAGUCUCCCUCCAGUCACCAUUCACCAGUUGUUUGAAGAUUCUGUUCAGAAAUAUGGUGAUUAUGUUGCUCUGGCAUCAAAACAGGGAGAUCAGUGGCACAAAUUAACGUACAAACAAUACUAUGAACAGUGCAGGAUAGCAGCCAAAGGAUUCCUUAAGUUGGGCCUUGAAAGAUACCAUGGGGUUGGAAUCCUGGGGUUCAAUUCCUCAGAGUGGUUCAUUUCUGACAUAGGAGCCAUACUUGCUGGAGGGUUUGCUGUAGGUAUCUACACAACAAAUUCUGCAGAGGCUUGUCAUUAUGUGGCAGAGAACUGUGAGGCCAACAUUCUUGUGGUAGAAAAUCAUAAACAACUGCAAAAAAUUCUUCAAGUUCAGGAUCAGCUCCCCCAUUUAAAGGCAAUUGUGCAAUACAAAGAUGAACUAAAAGAGAAGAAGCCCAACCUAUACACGUGGGCUGAAUUCAUGCAACUUGGAAAAGAUGUCCCAGAUGCUGAACUGGACACGAUUAUCUCCUCACAGAAUCCUAAUCAAUGCUGUACCUUGAUCUACACCUCUGGAACAACGGGACUGCCAAAGGGGGUUAUGCUGAGCCAUGAUAAUAUUACCUGGACAGCAGCAGCGGCUGGAAAGACUGUACGUCUCAGGGAGGCCACUGACCAACAAGAAAUGGUUGUUAGCUAUUUGCCACUUAGCCAUAUUGCAGCACAGAUGAUUGACAUCUGGCUAACUAUGAAGUAUGGUGGAGCCACGUAUUUUGCACAGCCAGAUGCUUUAAAGGGGUCAUUGGCAAACACUUUGAGAGAAGUGAGGCCAACAGCCUUCAUGGGUGUUCCUAGAGUAUGGGAAAAAAUGCAAGAGAAAAUGAAGGCUGUUGGGGCCAAGUCUUCAACAAUCAAGCGCAAGGUAGCCACUUGGGCAAAAGGAGUGGGCCUAGAAACCAACCUAAAGAGAAUGAAUGGUGCUUCUCCACAACCAGUGAGGUAUCAUGUGGCGAAAAAAUUGGUAUUUAAAAAAGUGCGCAAAGCUCUAGGACUGGAUCGCUGUACAAAAUGUUACACAGGAGCGGCACCCAUCACUAAAGACACCUUGGAGUUCUUCCUUAGCCUCAAUAUUCCAGUAUAUGAACUGUAUGGCAUGAGUGAAAGUUCAGGUCCACACACCAUCUCUCUACCUGAUGCCUUCAGAAUCAUGAGCUGUGGGAAAGUAAUAUCUGGCUGUAGAACACAAAUUUACCAACCAGACAGCGAUGGCAGUGGAGAAAUCCUGUUCUGGGGACGCCAUGUCUUUAUGGGAUAUCUCAAUAUGGAAGAUAAGACAAAAGAGUCUUUGGAUGAGGAGGGCUGGCUACAUUCAGGAGAUCUUGGGAAGCAUGAUGAUAAAGGAUUCCUGUUCAUCACUGGAAGGAUUAAAGAGCUAAUAAUCACUGCAGGUGGAGAAAAUAUCCCUCCUGUCCCCAUUGAAGAUGCAAUAAAGGAACAGAUACCAAUAAUAAGUAAUGCCAUGGUUAUUGGAGACAAAAAAAAGUUUCUGUCAAUGCUUCUUACACUGAAGUGCAAUAUGAAUCAGGACUCUGGAGAUCCUGAAGAUGAGCUGACUACAGAGGCCAUCGAGUUCUGCCAGAAAAUUGGAAGCAAAUCCACUAAGGUGUCUGACAUUGUAGGGCAUAAAGACAAGUUGGUGUAUGCUGCAAUUCAAGAAGGUGUUAAUGCUGUAAAUGAGAAAUCCUCUUCAAAUGCACAGAAGCUUCAGAAGUGGCUCGUUCUGGACAAGGACUUUUCAAUUGGAGGAGGAGAGCUUGGUCCUACAAUGAAAUUGAAGAGACCGGUGGUGUCCAAAAUGUACAAAGACCAAAUUGACAGCUUUUACUUGGAUGCUCUAACCCCAUCUGAUAACUCCAUUCCAACCAAGUAG
Staurois parvus is the source of this 2221-nucleotide messenger RNA. NCBI's taxonomy places the organism in Eukaryota, Metazoa, Chordata, Amphibia, Anura, Ranidae. The record is from the annotation of a GenBank genome assembly.